CUCUCCCUCUCGCCUCCUCCCUCCUCUCGUUUGCUCUCCUCUCUGCAGUGCACGCUGGCUGAACUCCACUCCCAAAACUUUCUUCUCACACGACUGCGAGCGUCUGGCUGCGCUGUUUUGCACGUUAUAUGUAUUUACUUUUGAAAAGGGAUGCAAGGUGAGCACAGGCUGCACAGUGAGCGCGCACUGAGGAUCCCGGAGGAGUGAACGUGGAGGAGAGGCGCACCAGUAACUGAGCAAAACGUUGACUCGUAAGCAGCAGUGUCGCUCAAUUAGGCCUCCUCCCCUCUGGCUGCAGGAGCCGCUCAGGGGCCCACACGCUCGGAUGCAUUUAUCACUGGAUACCAUGAGCAUGGUGGACGACAGCUGCCUCUCGCCCAGCAACUUCCACGACUUGGCCAAAGGCGGAGGCAUCACGGUGGGGGGCCACGUCCACAGCAUCGACGUCAUUCUGGGAUUCAGUAAAGAACAGGAUUCCUUGCUCAGCCCCGCCGGCAUCCCGGGGCCUCAGAAGGUGGCCGUCGAGGGCCUGGCGGAGCCUGGGAAGCAGUACGAGUCCCACCCGUCCUACAGCGGCCACCUUGGACCUCUUCAAGACGAUAGCUCAGAGCAGCAGCACGAGUAUCAGGAUGCUGACCUGUUUAGCAAAAAAUGUGAGGAGGAACUGAGGAAGAGCAUCGAGAGCGACGAGGGAAAGUCACCCGAGCCGUGCAAGGACGAUCAGCCCAAGAAGAAGCACCGGCGCAACCGAACUACCUUCACCACCUACCAGCUGCACGAGCUGGAGCGUGCCUUCGAGAAGUCCCACUACCCUGACGUGUACAGCCGAGAGGAGCUUGCCAUGAAGGUCAACCUCCCCGAAGUCCGAGUUCAGGUGUGGUUUCAGAACCGAAGAGCUAAAUGGAGGCGUCAGGAGAAAAUGGACGCCAGCACCAUGAAGCUCCACGACCCGCCGAUGCUGUCCUUCAACCGCCCGCCACCGGUCCACACCACCAUGGGACCCAUGAGCAACUCCCUCCCGUUGGAUCCGUGGCUGACCUCCCCGUUGUCCAGCGCCACGCCGGUCCACAGCAUCCCGGGAUUCAUGGGCCCGGCUCAAGGCCUCCAGCCCAACUAUCCCGGCCACGGCUUCCUCAACUCCAGCCCUCAUCCGUCCAUGGGUCAGGGAAUGCAGAGUGUGGCGCCGCCGCCUUACCAGUGUCCGGCGCCGUACCCCGACAAGUUCCCGCUGGAGGACAUGGACCAGCGCAGUUCCAGUAUUGCUGCACUGAGGAUGAAAGCCAAGGAGCACAUCCAGUCCAUGGAUAAAACCUGGCUCCCCAUGUGAUGAACAACAGGGAGUGUGACACUGAGUGGCUCCACCGAGCGCUGACACGGUUGCCUGAUGCCAGGGACGUUACCCACAAUGCAAAGGAAAAGGAUUCUAAACUGAGGAUUUAGAGACUUUCUUUUUACAUUUUUAUUAUUCUUUCUCUCUUUUUUUUUUUAAUACAUCUCAAGGACAUAAAGUGGAUUGGUGAUGUGUUUUUAAACUGCCCUUUUUGAACGUGCGGCCAUAUUUUCAUUACAAUCAAUCCGGCUACUAUGUCGUACUUUCUGCAGUUCCUUUUCUUACGUUCACCCAUGACCCUCUAGCUUUCCUUCAUCCCUAAAUUGCGUGUUGUUGUUUUUUUUUCUCCGUUUUUACAAAUUGCAUCCAAUUGACAACUUUCUAAUGGGCUAAUCUGAAUGUAAAGUCUAAAGGAGUAUUAGGGCCACGCUGAGAAGAUUAACUUUGUUUGGACAUUAACACUUUAAAAAAGAAAUCCCAACCAAAAAUAGACUAUUCUGUCUAGUCUUGUUUUCAUUAAGUUACUAAGGUAUGCCUUUUUUUGCGCUCAUUAAAUACAUAUUUCUCAUAAAGUUAUGACUAUUUGAAAAAAGACUAUGAUGAACUUUUUCCUCAUAACACGAUGGGUUUAUUCUUCUAAAAUUGUAACUUUAGUCUUGUAAGAUUAUUGGAGGUAAAAAAUUAUUUUCCCCCCUGAAAAGGAGUAUUUUGACAUUUUCAUAAGACUUUUUAACUCCCCAAAAUUGUCUUUUUCUUGUAACACUAUAACUUUAUUCUCAUAAUUUUGUUUUUUUAAUUCUUAUACCAUUACAACUUAGGUUGUCAUUAAAUUAUGAAUGUGUCCCUCCUUCCACCCCCAAAACCUUUUUCUUAUGAAGUUAUGAAAAAAAUAUAUUUUUUAAAAUGUUGGCUUAAUUUGUUGUUUUUUUAAUAUAUGAAAUUACAACUUUAUCCCCAUAAGAGUACGGCUGUUUCUAAAAAAAAAAUACAAAUAAAAAAAUGUGACGUUUCCCCCUUAAAAAUGCAACUUCAUCUUUUGUCAUAUUAGUACGUCAACAUUUUUCAUGAAAGAAAAGUACCUUUUUCCCCUCAUAUGAUUACAACUUUUUGUUUGUUUUUUCAGUGUGCACUGAUACUCCUUUUUAGGUCCGUCGCUGGGCUGGUUCCUUAAAAGUUGUUUUGUUUUGUUUUCUUAUGUUUUUACAAUUAAGGAGCAUACCUGUAUAUUUAUGGUUCUGGAGAAGGUACAACAGUUACUUGUGUGUACAAUAAUUAGUCCUGUGGUGGGUACAUUAGUAGAGAUGGUACCUUCAGGGGUAGAUAUAGAUCACUAGUGUACCCCUAUUCCUCACAGUGUGGGUGCAUUUAAGCCUGCUGCUCACUGAUGGCAAAAAAAAUAAAUAAUAAUAAUCACUUUCUUAAAAAAAAAUAAUUGUGUAAAGACAAUAAUUGCUCUAAGGGUGGCAGAUUCUGAGGUACGACUGCACCUUCUAAGUGGGAAUAUACCAAAAAAUAAAAUAAAAAUCAUGCACAGUUGCUUUGUUGGUGUGCUGUCAUGCUUUAACGAGAGAGGGAUGGAAUGUAGCAAGUAAAAAAAAAAAAAAAAUGAAGAAGAAGCCUGCAAGAAAAAAGAAACCAACAACUGUUUUGCUUAAUUUCUUGUGCUUGAGUGGCUGUUAGAGGAGAAAGGCUGUUGGCAGCUCAGUAUUGGGUGGCUGCGUGUACGUGCGGGGCAGCACUGUGUGAUGCGUCACCCCGCAUAGUUCAGCCUUUGUUCAGCACAAUUGAUCCAAGUGUAUUCUCUUUGUCUGCACUCUAGGGGGGGGGCGGUCUCAGGCAGCACUAAAUAGGCCCUUGUAACCAUUUGUGUUUCUUUCUCAAUCAAAAGAGGGGAAGCAUCGAUUGGAGCUGCUAUGAUCAUUAGUGACACUAUAUUGGUCUCGUCCAUCUGUCCGAGUUUGGCUCCAGUUAUGACAAAAUCACAAAUUUAAUGGUUGGAAUAUAACUAUCGAUCGGUUGCUCUUUUUUUGCAUUGUACGGUAUGUUCUUCUAUUGCGGGUUAUUGCUUCUUGCUGUCUGGACAUCUGAUUGGACCUCCAACUGUGGACAAAAUGAGGAUUACCUUGCACAAAUAGAGCUUCCUCCAUAUGUGAUUUGGGACCAUGAAUAAGCCAAAGGUUACGGACAAAACUGCACUAGAUGUGUGGGUUUUUGCUUGUUUUUUUUUUUGUUUUUUUUAUUUUUGGAAAAGCGUUUCUUUUUUUUUUUAUACCCUGUGAUGCUGUUUUGUUUGUAGAAAGAUAUGUUAUAGUGAUAGCAUCCCUUUCUUUCCUUUUAUCUGGAACAUCGAGGUGCAUACUCUAGAAAGACGUGAACAAAG
Molecule: messenger RNA, 3710 nt
Organism: Phycodurus eques (leafy seadragon)
Lineage: Eukaryota; Metazoa; Chordata; Actinopteri; Syngnathiformes; Syngnathidae
Gene: rx1
Product: retinal homeobox gene 1
Exons: 4
Coding region: 326-1327 (333 amino acids)
Biological process (GO): positive regulation of transcription by RNA polymerase II
Molecular function (GO): RNA polymerase II cis-regulatory region sequence-specific DNA binding; DNA-binding transcription factor activity, RNA polymerase II-specific
Source: RefSeq, a predicted model, not a curated record